UAGCCUAAAAGCGAUGCGUGGCGCAUGCAGAAAACUGUUUCCUUGGCAACUUUACGACAGUCAACAGAGUUGUAAAUCAUGGCGGCCGUCGCUGCAGCAAAGGUGCAAGAAGUUCGUGAGAUCACUAGAAUCGAGCGCAUUGGCGCUCAUUCUCACAUUCGAGGUUUGGGACUGGAUGACAGUUUAGAGCCGCGCAAUGUUUCUCAAGGUAUGGUGGGUCAGCUCAUGGCUCGGAGAGCAGCAGGUGUUGUGCUCGAAAUGAUCAAGGAUGGAAAGAUCGCAGGACGAGCAAUUUUGUUGGCUGGACAACCGGGCACUGGUAAAACUGCAAUUGCGAUGGGAAUGGCCCAAGCUCUUGGUCUAGAUACUCCGUUCACGUCAAUGGCAGGCUCGGAGAUUUAUUCCUUAGAAAUGGGUAAAACUGAAGCUUUAACUCAGGCGAUACGAAAAUCAAUUGGAGUGAGAAUCAAAGAGGAAACGGAAAUUAUCGAAGGGGAGGUAGUAGAGAUUCAAGUUGACAGACCAGCUACCGGUGUUGGCGCUAAAGUAGGAAAGUUGACAUUGAAAACAACCGAGAUGGAAACUAUUUACGAUCUGGGCAAUAAAAUGAUUGAUAGCCUGAUGAAGGAAAAGGUACAAGCUGGAGAUGUUAUAACGAUUGAUAAAGCCACUGGAAAAAUCAACAGACUUGGCCGUUCGUUCACACGAGCUCGGGACUACGAUGCGACGGGAUCACAAACCCGUUUUGUUCAAUGCCCAGAAGGAGAGCUCCAAAAACGAAAGGAAGUGGUACAUACGGUUACUUUGCACGAAGUUGACGUUAUUAACAGCAGAACUCACGGAUUUUUGGCACUGUUUUCCGGAGACACGGGGGAAAUAAAGUCUGAAGUACGGGAUCAGAUAAAUGCUAAGGUUGCAGAAUGGCGAGAAGAAGGAAAAGCUGAAAUCGUACCUGGUGUUCUCUUCAUUGAUGAAGUACACAUGCUGGAUAUCGAGUGCUUUUCAUUCCUCAAUAGAGCCCUUGAGAAUGAAAUGGCACCUGUCGUUAUAAUGGCCACUAAUAGAGGAAUCACAAGGAUUAGAGGUACGACUUACAAAAGCCCUCACGGUAUACCGAUUGAUCUGUUGGAUCGAAUGAUCAUCGUGCCCACAAGUCCAUAUCAAGAAAAAGAUCUUAAAGAAAUUCUCAAAAUUAGAUGCGAGGAGGAGGAUUGUGAGAUGGCGGACGAUGCUUUGACAGUAUUGACCAGAAUAGCCUUAGAGACGUCGCUUAGAUACGCUAUUCAGUUGAUCACCACUGCGUCGCUUGUUAGUCGAAAGCGCAAAAGCACUGAGGUCAACAUUGAUGAUGUGAAACGUGUGUAUUCCCUAUUUCUUGACGAGAAUAGAUCUUCACAGUUCUUGAAAGAAUACCAAGAUGAAUUCAUGUUCAAUGAAUUAGAAGAACAAGCUAUGGAAGUUGCACAAUAACUGACUGGAUUCAUCGAGUUUCUUUCUAAAGUUUGAUGGAGUUGACAAAGUCGCACGUUCGGAGUUGAACAAAAAAAUAUAGAUCUACCAACACAGGUAUUGUAAUUCCAGUACAAUUCCUCGUUUCGCCGCGCUGGUUUUGUGUUAUUUACCUUUAUAUGGCGUGCGAAAUUUUGCUAUCAUCACGUACGAGCAUACAAGUAUAUAAAUAAUUACACGACGGUUUAUUAUGAAAUAAUAAAAAAUAUAAAAAAUAUAA
This is a messenger RNA of Neodiprion fabricii, 1729 nucleotides long. RefSeq names its product ruvB-like 2 (gene rept). NCBI's taxonomy places the organism in Eukaryota, Metazoa, Arthropoda, Insecta, Hymenoptera, Diprionidae. The transcript has 7 exons. Gene Ontology annotation, biological process: chromatin remodeling; box C/D snoRNP assembly; regulation of transcription by RNA polymerase II. The record is from RefSeq and is a predicted model, not a curated record. Gene Ontology annotation, cellular component: Ino80 complex; Swr1 complex; NuA4 histone acetyltransferase complex. Bases 79 to 1470 code for a protein of 463 amino acids. Gene Ontology annotation, molecular function: DNA helicase activity; ATP binding; ATP hydrolysis activity.